This is a messenger RNA of Pogonomyrmex barbatus (red harvester ant), 817 nucleotides long. RefSeq names its product longitudinals lacking protein-like (gene lolal). Gene Ontology annotation, cellular component: nucleus. The record is from RefSeq and is a predicted model, not a curated record. Gene Ontology annotation, biological process: regulation of transcription by RNA polymerase II. Gene Ontology annotation, molecular function: protein binding. Lineage: Eukaryota; Metazoa; Arthropoda; Insecta; Hymenoptera; Formicidae.
CCUUGGCGGCAUCGCGCUUUCGAUCCCGCCUGCCGUGUUUGCGGGCCGUGUGUUGUGUCGGAGUCGCGCGUGUUUCUUUCCAUGGGAGACGGUCCGACGAAUGCACGCGUGCGAUGUUGUGACGCAGCGCGUAGUCUAAUGCGAAAUCACUGCACAAUCACGCAAGAGUUAUAGGGCAACUCCAGUAUUCACAAUGGCGGGAGAGCAGCAGCAGUUUCUUAAAUGGAACGACUUCCAAUCGAAUAUGGUAUCAUCGUUCAAACAUCUGCGAGAUGAGAAAAGCUUCACGGAUGUGACAUUGGCUUGCGAUGGUCAAACUUGCAAAGCGCAUAAGAUGGUUUUGUCUGCCUGUAGUCCUUAUUUUAAAUCCUUAUUAGAGGAAAAUCCGUCCAAACAUCCAAUUAUAAUUUUAAAGGACGUUGCAUACAGUCAUCUACAAGCUAUUCUAGAAUUUAUGUAUGCGGGUGAAGUAAAUGUUUCACAAGAUCAGCUGCCAGCAUUUCUCAAAACAGCAGACCGGCUUAAAGUUAAAGGACUAGCUGAAGCUCCUGGUGCCAUUAAAAGAGAAGGUUAAAGGUGCACGUAAUUACGAUAUUUGAAAAGUGUGUGGACUGAAAAAAAAACAGUGUAAUAAUGUAAAGUGAUCGAAUAAACACAUACCACACAACAUAAACACGCAACACAACAUACAUUAUAAAUAUAUAGACAUAUGUAAAAAAAAUUAAAACACUGCGUGUGCACAACUCAGUGUCCUUUGGUUCAUGACUUGGAUCAACACGCGGUGAUGAUGUAAAAUAAAUGCCUUUUUCUUAAUCUC